AAACCUCAGGAAAAUAAAAAUAGCACAGCCAAAGCCACUAGUUUUAUUGAGCAAUACUUACCUAUAUAGUAUAUAAAAUCAUCCAUUCAUCAUCCCAAGUAAUUGAAUCCAACAAACACAAAAAGAACAAGUCUUUGUAAAAGCACUCACAAAAAUAGUAAGCCAAAAUUUGAAGAUGAGUUCAACAAGCAGAGCAUGGGUUACAGUAGUGAGUUUAGGAGUAGUAGAGGCAUUAAAAGAUCAAGGUGUUUGUAGGUGGAAUUACACAAUCAGAGCCAUAAAUCAGCACACAAAGAACAAUCUACGCUCAUAUUCACACGCCAAAAAAUUAUCUUCUUUGAUUUCUACAAAAAGUGAAAUGAAGGAGAAAGCUCAGCAGUCUGAAGAGUCUCUUAGGAAAGUUAUGUACUUGACCUGUUGGGGUACAUAUUGAAUUCCAACUGUUAAAUUUUUUGAUAUUCUUAUGUACAUAUAUAUAUAUUCCUUGAGAAUUUAGGAGAAUGUUGAAGCAGUAGUUUUAUAGCUUGAGGCUUAAUUGCCUUGUCAAUAUUAAUGGGAAAACAUUUUUUUUAUAGUCCAUAUUGAUAUUGACGCUGUUCUCUAAUGAAUCAUGUGAAAUUUGUAGUUUUGAAACUUUCCAUCUAUUUACCAAUGUAAAAUGGUUCAAAUUUACCUGUAAAUUAUAUAAAAUGGAAUUAGUUUUA
Molecule: messenger RNA, 704 nt
Organism: Solanum stenotomum
Lineage: Eukaryota; Viridiplantae; Streptophyta; Magnoliopsida; Solanales; Solanaceae
Exons: 1
Coding region: 176-433 (85 amino acids)
Source: RefSeq, a predicted model, not a curated record